Messenger RNA from Cyprinus carpio (common carp), 2687 nucleotides. RefSeq names its product protein NLRC3-like. The record is from RefSeq and is a predicted model, not a curated record. The coding region runs from base 318 to 2687 and encodes 789 amino acids. The transcript has 8 exons. Lineage: Eukaryota; Metazoa; Chordata; Actinopteri; Cypriniformes; Cyprinidae.
AGCAGAAGGAGGUGAAUGGAGAAGAUUGAGAGGGAGAAUAUGAAGAAACAGCAGGUGGCGCUAGUGCACUGUUUUAGUUUGGGAUCUGCUGUUAGAAGGAAGAAGAAGGAGAAAGCAGAUGAAGUCGUGUCAGGUGACAAACAUCAAUCGUGAAGAUCGCACAGGUGUUUAACAGCGAUCACAAACCGAAAGUGUUUAAAAGACUUCUGGAUUCUGUUCCUGCAGCACAAGAUCGUCUGAACUACUGUAAGUCAUGAUGAGCAUCUGAUUGUCUUCAGAGACACAAAGAUCUCAGUGUUGAGCUGUUCAUCUGCAGUAUGUCAGAGAAGAGAGGAAAGAAGAGUCUCUUACAGAAACUGAGUGUAAGAUCAGGAUCACAUGUGUCCAGCUCUGUGUCUGUGAAGAGUGACCGGUCAAAGGAUGAUCCACCGGGAUUCAGUGAGGAAACACCAUCAGCUACUGAAAGUGUGAGAUCAGGAUCACAUGUGUCCAGCUCUGUGUCUGUGAAGAGUGACCAGUCAAAACAUGAACCACCGUUAUUCAGUGAAGAAACACCAUCAGGUACUGAAAGGCUGCAAUAUGAGACAUUAGAUUCAGACUUCCAGAUUAACAGAAACCACAAGAAUUUCUCAGACAAACUCCUAGGAAUCUUCCAGGAUCUUGAGAAGAAAAUAAUUAAUUUUCUAAAAAAUGAGCUGGAAAGGUUUAAGAAAAUAUUACAAAAAGAGGACAUGCAAUACUUUGUGGAGGACUUUAAUGAGAACAGAUGCAGUAUGAAAGAAGCAGCUCUAGAUCUCACGCUCUACUUCCUGAGAGAGAUGAAGCAAGAUGAAGCUGCUGAUACUCUAGAAGAUGAGCUGUUCUUCAUUCAUCAGCUAAAGUGUAGCCUAAAGAAGAAGUAUCAAUGUGUGUUUGAAGGAAUUGCAAAGCAAGGUGACUCUACACUUCUGAAGAACAUCUACACAGAUCUCUAUAUCACUCAGGGUUGUAGUGAACAGGUCAAUACUGAACAUGAGGUGAGACAGAUUGAAGUUGCUUCCAGAUGUCAUGAAUCACAGGAGAUACAGGUUGAGUGCAAAAAUGUGUUUGAAGCACCUGAACAAGACAAACAGAUCAGAACUGUACUGACAAAAGGAGUUGCUGGAAUCGGAAAAUCAGUCUCUGUGCAGAAGUUUGUUCUGGAUUGGGCCGAAGGAAAAGAAAAUCAAGAUAUCAGCUUCAUAUUUCCUCUUCCAUUUAGAGAGAUGAACUUAAAGGAGCAAGAAAAACUAAGUUUGAUGGACCUUAUAACUCAGUUUUUCCCAGAGACAAAAGGACUGAACCUUACAAGAAGAAAUCAAUUCAAAGUCUUGUUCAUUCUUGAUGGAUUGGAUGAAUGCCAUCUUCCUCUAAACUUUAAGGAUAAUGAGACAUGGCGUGACGUCUCAUCAGCAGCCUCUCUGGAUGUUCUCCUGACGAACCUCCUCAAGGGAAGUCUGCUUCCUUCUGCUCUCAUCUGGAUCGCCACCAGACCAGCAGCUGCCAGUAAGAUUCCUCCUGACUGUAUCGACCGGCUGACAGAGAUACGAGGAUUCAAUGAUGCACAAAAGGAGGAGUACUUCAGAAAAAGAUUCACGGAUGAGAAUCUGGCCAAAGAAAUCAUUGAUCAUGUUAAACAAUCAAAGAGUCUCUUUAUCAUGUGUCACAUCCCAGUCUUCUGCUGGAUUUCAGCCACUGUUCUCCAGAACAUUUUAGAGGAGAAAAGAAAUAAUGUUGUGAAAAACAAUCAGGCUGAUGAUGCCUCCAAAACACUGCAGGAGUCAAAUACUGAAGACACUCCUAAGACUCUGACACAAAUGUACACACACUUCCUCAGAUUUCAGAUCCAGCAGAGCAGACGAAAGUAUGAUGGAGAACAUACACCAGAUGUUUCCUGGGAUAAAGAUGCCAUCUUUUCACUGGGGAAACUGGCAUUUGAUCAGCUGGAAAGAAACAAUGUGAUCUUCUAUGACACAGAUCUGGAAGCCUGUGGUAUUGACGUCUAUAAGGCAUCAGUGUACUCAGGCAUGUGUACCCAGAUCUUUAAGGAGGAAACAGGGAUCGUUCUUGGUACCAUGUACUGCUUCGUUCACUUGAGCAUUCAAGAGUUUAUUGCAGCUCUUUAUGCACAUCUGUUUCUAGACAUAAAGAAGAAAAGUAUAUUUGUUCAUGAGUCUACAGAACAGGAAAACAAAAGUGAAACCAUGAUUGAUUUGCUCAAGACUGCAGUGGACAAGGCACUAGAGAGUGAUAAUGGACACCUGGAUCUUUUUCUUCGCUUCCUCCUUGGUUUGUCACUCCAGUCCAAUCAGAGACUCUUACAGGGUCUUUUGACACAGAAAAAUAGAAAUGACCAGAGCAAAAAGGAAAUAGUUCAGUACAUCAAGCAGAAAUUAGAAUCUAAUCUGUCUCCAGAGAGAUCCAUCAAUCUGUUCUACUGUCUGAAUGAACUGAACGACCAAACUCUGGUGAAAGACAUUCAGACCCACCUUAGCAAAGGAAGUCUCUCAUCUGCUGAUCUUUCACCUGCCCAGUGGUCUGCUUUGGUCUUUGUGUUGUUGACAUCAGAGGAGGAGCUGGAGGAGUUUGAGCUUCAGAAAUUCAAGAAAUCAGACGAGUGUCUCAUUAGAUUAUCAGCAGUCAUCAAAACCUCCAAAAGAGCUCUGUAA